AUUCUGGGCUGGAGGGAACAGGCCAGGCCAGCCCAGGCCCUCCGCACAGCUGGAAAGGGAAAGCAGUAGCACAGUGCCCGCAGACGGAACCACCAUGGACCUCAUCCCAAACUUCUCCGUGGAAACGUGGCUUCUGCUGGCUGCCAGCCUGGUGCUCCUCUACAUAUAUGGGACCUACACACAUAGAACUUUUAAGAAGCUGGGAAUUCCAGGACCGACACCACUGCCCUUUUUGGGAACAGUUCUGGCCUACCGCCAUGGUUUUUGGGACUUUGACAUGAAAUGUUUUCAGAAGUAUGGGAAGAUGUGGGGGAUUUAUGAUGGUAGACAGCCCGUGUUGGCUGUUACUGACCCAGACAUGAUCAAGACGAUCCUAGUGAAAGAAUGUUAUUCUCUCUUCACAAACCGGCGGUCCAUAGGUCCUAUGGGAUUUAUGAAAGAUGCUGUCUCUGUGUCUGAGGAUGAGCAGUGGAAGAGAAUACGGUCAUUGCUGUCUCCAACCUUCACCAGUGGAAAGCUCAAAGAGAUGUUCCCCAUCAUUGCCCAGUAUGGAGAUGUAUUGGUGACGAAUCUGAGGAAGGAUGCAGAUCAGGGGACGUUUGUGAACUUGAAAGACGUAUUUGGGGCCUAUAGCAUGGAUGUGAUCACCAGCACGUCAUUUGGAGUAAACGUGGAUUCCCUCAACAACCCUAAGGAUCCCUUUGUGGAAAAUAUCAAGAAGCUCUUGAGAUUUAAUUUCCUCGACCCAUUCCUGCUCUUAAUGACACUAUUCCCAUUCCUCACACCAUUAUGUGAACUAGCAGACAUCUCUCUGUUUCCAAGUGGUGUCACUACGUUUUUCAAAAAAUCUAUAGAAAGGAUGAAAGAAAAUCGUCUCAAAGAUAAAGAGAAGCACCGGGUGGAUCUCCUUCAGCUGAUGCUCAACUCCCAGAAUUCCAAGGAAGUGGAAACCCACAAAGCUUUGACUGACAUGGAGCUAGUGGCCCAAUCGAUUAUCUUUAUCUUUGCUGGCUAUGAGACCACCAGCAGUACUCUCUCAUUCCUCAUGUAUUGCCUGGCCAUCCACCCUGACGUCCAGCAGAAAUUGCAGCAGGAGAUUGAUACCACUUUCCCCAAUAAGGCACCACCCACCUAUGAUGCCCUGCUUCAGAUGGAAUACCUUGACAUGGUGGUGAACGAAACGCUCAGAUUAUAUCCAAUUGCUGGCCGACUCGAGAGAGUCUGUAAGAAGGAUGUGGAGGUCAAUGGGCAGCUCAUCCCCAAAGGCACAGUGGUCAUGAUGCCCAUCUUUGUACUUCAUAAAGACCCGGAACUGUGGACAGAACCUGAGGAGUUCCGUCCUGAAAGGUUCAGUAAGGAGAACAAGGACAAAAUCAAUCCUUAUGUCUACAUGCCUUUUGGAAAUGGUCCCCGGAACUGCAUUGGCAUGAGGUUUGCUCUCGUGAAUAUGAAACUUGCUCUCAUCAAAACACUGCAGAACUUCACCUUCAAACCUUGUAAAGAAACACAGAUUCCCGUGAAAUUAGGGACACAAGGACUGAUUCAACCAGAGAAACCCAUCAUUCUCAAGAUUGAGCCCAGAUGAAGGAUCGUGAGUGGAACCUGACUUGGCACUUUGUUCUUCCAGAAACCCGCAUCCCAGAACAAGAGUGUCCAUUUGAAUUUUUAAAUAAAUCAUAGUAAUGAAACUGA
Messenger RNA from Sorex fumeus (smoky shrew), 1692 nucleotides. RefSeq names its product cytochrome P450 3A12-like. The coding region runs from base 95 to 1585 and encodes 496 amino acids. Gene Ontology annotation, biological process: oxidative demethylation; steroid metabolic process. Gene Ontology annotation, molecular function: testosterone 6-beta-hydroxylase activity; heme binding; oxidoreductase activity, acting on paired donors, with incorporation or reduction of molecular oxygen, reduced flavin or flavoprotein as one donor, and incorporation of one atom of oxygen. NCBI's taxonomy places the organism in Eukaryota, Metazoa, Chordata, Mammalia, Eulipotyphla, Soricidae. The transcript has 13 exons. The record is from RefSeq and is a predicted model, not a curated record.